GAUUGAUGGGGCUGUUGGUGAUGACGUCCUAUCAAUUACUAUGUGUUUGGGUGAGCUCAACAACACUAAAAUUGGUGCCGUGAACGAGGCGCAGCGGUCUUGUCGCGUUUGUGAUCGACAAACAACUCACAAGAUGAUGAGAGUAAUAAGAGUUCGCGAUGUCUCCCAAUAUCAAAUCUACUAAAUCAAAUCAAGUCAAGUCAAUCAAGCUCAAUUUAAUCAAACACUACAUCUCGACUCUAAACUAAAAUUCAUUACGAAUUCACCUACAAUUUUACCCAUUCAACAAGAUGGCUGUUACAGAUAUUCCCACGAUAUUCAACAUGGUGAAGCGGGACGACGACGAUAAUGAUAACGACCAUGAUCACGACCACCACGAUGGCAACGGCGGCACAGUCGGGCUAGUUAUCGGAAUCAUCCUCAUCGUUUUAGCCGUCGUCGUCGUCGCAGGCCUAGGCUUCUAUCUAUACCGAAGAAGCAGCAGAAGAAAGAGCGAGAGAGAAGCCCAAGCCCAAUACGCAAACUCGUACCCUCUCAACAACGGAUACCAAGGAGGAUGGCAACCUUCCGCCCCGCCCGUGGGCGCCGCUUACGGACAACCCAGAGAGCAAGCCCGAGAAGACGCACUGCCGAUCUAUGAAGGAGCUGGCCUCCACGACCCGGACCGCAAGGUCGAGCCUCCCGUCUAAGAAUGAGGACGGAUUAAACCCACUUGACGUGGUUAACGAACACGAAUCGAUACCUGUAUACCAGUUAGCACGAGCCUUUUGAUGUACUCUAUAUGUGUGUGUACCUGCAUUCAUUAUUGUUAUUAUGGAGUUGGGGGUUUGGUUAUAUGUUCGGGUGUCAUGCAUUUACAGCA
This is a messenger RNA of Hypoxylon trugodes, 862 nucleotides long. RefSeq lists its product as uncharacterized. The coding region runs from base 291 to 689 and encodes 132 amino acids. Lineage: Eukaryota; Fungi; Ascomycota; Sordariomycetes; Xylariales; Hypoxylaceae. The transcript has a single exon. The record is from RefSeq and is a predicted model, not a curated record.